Messenger RNA from Octopus sinensis (East Asian common octopus), 2874 nucleotides. Its product is annotated as protein-glutamine gamma-glutamyltransferase K. The transcript is spliced from 16 exons. Gene Ontology annotation, molecular function: protein-glutamine gamma-glutamyltransferase activity. The record is from RefSeq and is a predicted model, not a curated record. Lineage: Eukaryota; Metazoa; Mollusca; Cephalopoda; Octopoda; Octopodidae. Gene Ontology annotation, biological process: peptide cross-linking. Bases 258 to 2357 code for a protein of 699 amino acids.
UCAUUAUACAUUUGUAACACUUUCCGUAGUCGAUGUUGGGUCAAACUUGUCUGUCGGCAAAAGUGUCUGUGUGAAGCAGGUCUACAGAGAUAUUUCAGCGAAGUAAACGGAAAAAUAAAUCUUAAAGACAAAAAAAUAUAUAUAUACACAACGCUAUACAAGAACACACGAGCUCGGAAAACUGAGAGAAGACUUGACGUGACAAGCAGAAGUAUAAGUUUCUUUCACUCGUCCUCAGCAAUCAAGAUUUUGACAAUAUGAGCUACAGAAUGGUAAUUAUCAGAGUCGGCGAUAGUAGUAUCGGUCGUGACUUCCGUUCGACCUUCUUCGACUCAGGCUCCCAUUCCCGGGAAUCACAUAGCCGAUUUGGGCGAAGAGAUUGCUUUUCAUUAGUCUCUAGACGUCGCCGCAGAGGAAGGAGAGGUGGCAGAGUGCGCUUCACUAGUCUAGAACGACUCUAUGAACGUUUGGGCCGACGAAAGUCAGUUGACGAAUCAACUGAUGAGGAAGACGAAGAAGAUCCGACUCCUGGCUGCUUGAAAGUUGAAGAUGUUGACUUCAAAAUUCUGAAGAACACGAAUAAGCAUGAGACUGACGAGUAUUCGAUAACAUCAAAGGUGAACGACGAGAACGAGAAACAAAUCCCAAAACUCGUCUUGAGAAGAGGAUUCUCAUUCACUGUGGUGAUUCGCUUCAACAGACCUUACAAUGCGCAAACCGAUAGGGUUUCCCUUCAAUUUGCAUUCGGUGAACGUCCCAAACUUGUGAAAGGUUCUUUGGUGAGAUUAGAACUGACAGACACUUUCAAAGACGGGCAAUGGGCCGCUGUGCUAAAGAACUCGAAGGAUUCGGAAAUCACGGUCGAAGUUCAUACUCCUCCAAAUAACUAUGUUGGAGUCUGGCGAAUGAGGGUUAACAUCAAGAUUGAUGAAAAGAAAAUAGUUUACACAGAGCCCUAUGAAUUUUAUAUGCUGUUUAAUCCCUUCCACAAACGUGAUGAAGUUUACAUGGCUGACGAGGCGGAACGUAAAGAAUAUGUCAUGCGUGAAUCAGGAAAGAUUUAUGUGGGUACUUCACAUCAGAUCUUCGGAAAAACUUGGAACUUUCGCCAGUUUUCCGAUGAUGUGUUGGAAUGCGUUCUCUAUCUUCUAGAGGAAUCAGAACUUCCGCUUCACGCACGCAGAAAUCCUGUGUUAGUCACACGAAAAUUGACAGCAUUGAUAAAUUCAUCUGAUGACAACGGAGUUUUAACCGGCAACUGGUCAGGAGUGUAUACAGGUGGAAAGUCUCCUCUGGCUUGGACAGGCAGUGCUGCGAUUUUUCAAGAAUACUUCAAGACCAAGAGACCAGUGAAAUUUGGCCAGUGUUGGGUAUUCUCUGGUGUUCUAACCACAGGAAUUUACUGUUGCGGUCCAUGUCCAGUGAAAGCAAUUAAGACUGGAGAUACAACUGCUUUGUACGAUGCUCCAUUCAUCUUCGCCGAAGUGAACGCAGAUAAGAUUAGCUGGAUCUUAAUGCCGGACGGAAAUUACAAGAGUUAUAUACAGAGUGGCGAAAUUGGUAAAAACAUCAGUACCAAGGCUGUGCUGAAGAACGAUAGGAAUGACGUCACUUGUGAAUAUAAAUGUGCAGAAGGUUCUGCAGCCGAACGUGCAGCGGUAUUACGCGCUGUCAAUACUGCAGCUAUACGUACGGAUGCCUACAAACAGGGUCCUCAGGACAUGAAAUUCGAAAUAGACGUCGAUUUUGAUGCCAUGUUCGGUUCUGAUGUCCUUGUCAAGCUGAAGAUGGAAAACACUUCAAAUGAAGUUCGACAUGUUGGUGGCAGCAUUUCCGCCGUUUCUGUCUUCUAUACUGGUGUCAAAGCAAAGGACAUAAACAAAUCCAAAAUCAACUGCACUGUUCAGCCUAAAUCAAAUGGAGUUGCUGAAUUACUGCUUACAUUUAAUGAUUACUACAAAACUAUGGUUGAUCACUGUGGUAUCCAUUUGACUGCCGUAACUUUCGUGAGUGAGACUAUGCAGUAUUGUGUCUUGGAAGAAGACUUCAGGUUGCGAAAACCGGACGUUACUCUUAAGACUCCUGUAAAAGUUUCGAAACUGAGACCAUUUGAUGUCGAGGUAUCCUUCACCAACCCUCUGAAGGUUGCUUUGACCAACUGCAUUUUGACCGUCGAAGGACCUGGUUUACAGAGACCACAAACUCAUCCCCAGUGCGAUGUCAAACCAAACGAGACCUUCCAUACAACUUUGAAGCUGACGCCGAUACGCGUUGGGACACGUAGUGUUUGUGUGGGAUUCACCUCUGAACAGUUGGCCGGUCUCGAACAAGAGAGUGAAAUAGAAGUGACAGAAUAAUAGCCGAGCUUCAUACGACUCGACACUUCAGACGUGAUUAUAUCGAAAUUAAAAUAGGGUGUAUACUCAUACCAUAUAACAGAUACGUAGACUUAAAUAUUACACACCCACACACACAGACACACAGAAAAAUAAACACAAACAUACACACAUACAUGCACAAACAAACACGCACGUACAUACUCGGAUAGAAACAAAUAUACGCACAAGUAAACAUAUACAAAUAUGUAUAUGUAUAUAUCUACGUAAGCGUAUACAUAUAUGUACAUAUAUAUGCAUACAUGUGAUUAGUGAGAGAGACGAAAGAUUGGACACACGAGAAUCUUUACUGAUCGCAGCAAUUGUUUCAUCCCAUCCAGCAUCGAUCACGCGCGGGUGGGAUACAAACAUCUGAUUCAGAUGUAUCCCUCGGAGUAGAUAUGACUCUUCAGGUAAUUUCAAGCGGUAUCUCGAUAAAAUAAACCGCUUCGCAAGAUUCCUUCCUGGUGUUUUGUAUAUAGAAAUGGCAAACUAAGGG